Molecule: messenger RNA, 1014 nt
Organism: Annulohypoxylon truncatum
Lineage: Eukaryota; Fungi; Ascomycota; Sordariomycetes; Xylariales; Hypoxylaceae
Product: nucleic acid-binding protein
Exons: 3
Coding region: 99-506 (135 amino acids)
Biological process (GO): positive regulation of helicase activity; mitochondrial DNA replication
Cellular component (GO): mitochondrial nucleoid
Molecular function (GO): single-stranded DNA binding
Source: RefSeq, a predicted model, not a curated record
AUUUGACCUCAAACGCACAAAUUUCCCCAUUAAAUUGAGACAAUAAUCCUUCACAACGAUUGCGCAAGUUACCACCAACCUAGCACAAUACAGCGAAAAUGUCAUUCCUCGCACGCCGCUUCACCGCUGCUGCCCCGAGCCUGGCCCGCUCCUUCAGCGCCUCCGCUCGCCGCGAUAUAGCCAAGAUUACCUUGGUCGGCAACCUUGCGGGCCCCCCAGAGCUCAAGGCCACCAGCACGGGCCACGAGAUCAUCGAGUACGCUGUCGCCAGCAACAGUGGACCUCGGGACAAUCGUCAGACCAGUUGGUUCAGGGUCGCUGCCUUCAUCGAAGAAGGACCCCGCCGAGACUUCUUGACUAGUCUACCAAAAGGAGCUACUGUCUAUGUGGAGGGCGACGCCAUCAUGAACUCGUACAACGACGCCGAUGGCAAGUCUCGUUCUGCGCUCAGCAUCUACCAAAAAAAUAUCGAGGUCCUGCGUCGACCAACGCCUGCAGCCGAAUAAACGGGUAAAUGUGAUGUAUGCGGAAGUUAGAGCAGCUAUAUCUGUGUCGACCUGACCAAUACCCACGUACAGUUGGGUCAAAAUUCUCCACUACUACGACUUUCUUAUGUCUGAUAAUGGGACGACUUGGAGAUGCUAGUGUACUAUAUUGCUGUGUUAUGACUCGAUACCAAACGUGCUGAUGCCAACCCUUUUACUACCGACUUUUGAAACGACUUGCCAGAAUUAUGGUUCUAUUUGUGUGUUAAUCCAAGAUGAAUGACAAUAACCAACCGGCUUAAUGUCAUUGAUAUUUGACUCUUGUCAUUUGACGUUCAAGGUUCAAAUAUCAUAACGCCGCAGUACCUAGGAGAUGUGAUGAGAACUACGUACUGUUUCUAGCCAACACUAUUGCCUAACACCCUUCCAGAAGGAUGCAGAUCAGUAAUGUGACACUGCAGAAGAAACUAGAUAAAAGCACUGAUUAUAUUCCAAAGUGACACCUCAAAUGAUAUAGAGGAAUUGAUGA